This is a messenger RNA of Equus quagga, 4043 nucleotides long. RefSeq names its product shroom family member 1 (gene SHROOM1). Lineage: Eukaryota; Metazoa; Chordata; Mammalia; Perissodactyla; Equidae. Gene Ontology annotation, biological process: cell morphogenesis; actin filament bundle assembly. Gene Ontology annotation, molecular function: actin filament binding. The transcript is spliced from 8 exons. Gene Ontology annotation, cellular component: apical junction complex; adherens junction; apical plasma membrane. Bases 1157 to 3718 code for a protein of 853 amino acids. The record is from RefSeq and is a predicted model, not a curated record.
GUCUCAGGUCAGCUGAGAGCCCCUCCUGGGAAAGUUGCAGGUAUUGCUUCUCCCUUUUAGCAAACACCAUGUCCUCCCACCACUAACCUCUCUCCUUGCCCUGACCAGCAAUCUAUAGCAUCUGGGUCCUCAGGGAGGGGGUGGAGGGUGACCCUGAGUUCUAAAUAGUCUCUGGAAGCUCAGAUGAGUCUGCGUUUCCAGUUCCCACUGCCAGCUGCAGGCCACCUCUGCACUCCCCACCAAGCAGCUCUUGGAAAGCAAGCCAACCCUGCCCCCCAACAAAGUCCCCAUAGCCCAUAGGGAGCCCCAGGUUCCCAAGACUCAAAUCUACUCUUACACCUGACUCAGGUACACCCAUUCAGCUCCUCCCCUCGCUCCCCUCCUGGCACUGGGGAGGUAUUGAUUUCUGGCCAGUCGUGUUCCAAGCUGUGCUUGCCUCUCUUUUAGUUCCUAAUAAUGCAUGAGUAACCUGGUCAGGGUCCAUGGUGGCAACUGCCUGAGCCAUUCUGUCCCCUUCCCCAGAAAAGACUAAUAAGGAGAGAAGAGUGGGCAGAAGCAAAAGAGCCCUCUUCCUCCUCCGCCAAAGCCACCCCCAUCUUACUCCCUGCAAGCCUGCUCCUUCCCCUGCCGUUCAACAGAUAUUUCUUUCACAUCCACUACAUGCUGGCCACUGAGGGUACAACGAUGAAUACGUGCAGGGCCUGUCCUCAGGAAGCUCAGGGGUGGGGAUGGGAAGAGGGAAUCACCAGCAAACCAACAAUUACAAUGCAGGGUGAUGAGUGCUGUGAUGGGGGAAGCUCAGGACACUGUAGGGAUCCCCAAAGGUCAGCUGAGCCCUACAGGAGGAGUCAGAGUAGCAGGACAAAGAGCGGCGGUGAGCCUGUCAUUCCUGGACAAAAGGCAGAAUCUCCGAAGCAGGGACCAUAUUGUUCUGGAAUCUGCCAGGACUUUGACUGUUUCCCACAGUGGAGUCUGGGCUUUUUUGGAGGCUUCAGGCCGCUGCGGGGUGGGGGUAAAUGGGCUUUCAGCAGGGUUUGCUUCUAGGAAAUCGAUUCUGGCUGCAGUGAGCUUGGAGGCAGGCCCAGAUUUCAGGCAGGGUGCUGCCUCUUACCAGGCCCCACGGAGCUAGCCAGCCCCAGCACUCCUCCGCGCGGCCAUGGAGGCCCUGGGGCCUGGGGGCGACCGCGCCUCCCCGGCCUCGUCCACUCGCAGCCUGGACCUGCGGCGGCUGUCCGCGCGCGCCGACUCGGCCUACAGCUCUUUCUCCGCGGCCUCGGGCGGUCCGGAGCCACACACGCCGUCGCCUGGGACUGACCUUCCCUACCUAGACUGGGACUACGUGCGCGUGGUGUGGGGCGGCCCCGCCCCCCCGCCGCCCUCAGCCGGCCCUCGCACGUCCUCGCAGUCCCGGCCUGCGGCCGCCGCACGCAGUGGGCCGCGUCCUCCGGAGGUCCAGGAGACCCCAGGGCCGCUCAGCCGGCAGGCCACCCCGCUGCUGUACGCGCUGGCGGCCGAGGCGGAGGCCGCGGCCCGAACCGCCGAGCCGCCCAGCCCACCGGCCUCGCGGGCCGCCUACCGCCAGCGGCUGCAGGGCGCGCAGCGGCGAGUGCUCCGGGAGACGUCCUUUCAGCGCAAGGAGCUCCGCAUGAGCCUGCCCGCCCGCCUGCGGCCCGCGGCCCCCGCGCGGCCCCCCGCGGCGCACCUGCGCUCCGCCUCGCUCAGCCACCCGGCCAAGGAAGUGGAGCAGGCGCCCUCCGCAGCUCCCGCGCCAGGAACCGCCGGUCGGGGGCGCCUCGCCAACCAGCAGCGGACGUGGUGCUUCUCCGAGCCAGGGAAGCUGGAUCGCGUGGGUCGGGGCGGUGGGUUGGCUGGGGAAUGCUCCGGCGAGACCUGCUCCAGCUCUGGGCUCUCCAGGCCUGAGCCCCAGGUAUUGCAGUGUCAGGCCCUGGCAGAGUUCGAAGGUCACCAGAUCAAAUGGCUGCCUGAGACCCAGCCCAGAGGCAUAGAGGACCCAGAACCCCCGUCCCUGAAGUUGGGCAAUGCCUCCAGGCCUGCCAGUCUGAGUCGGAGCACUUCAGGUGAAGCCUUGGCUCCCCGAGGAGGUCCAGGAGAGGUCAUGCCCAUUGUCCAGGCAGUUCCCCAAGGAGCAGAAACCCCCAGACCAUUGUUUCAGACCAAACUUUCCAGGUUCCUGACUCAGAAAGAAGCUGCAGUGGUGUGUCCUGCAGAGGGCCCCCAGAGCUGUCCCGCUGACUGUGAGCAGAGGCUCCCAGAGACCUGCCUGGUAUCCACCCAGCUCCCAUCCCUGCCUGAUGAUGACGUUUUCCUGGAAGAAGCCCCGUUGGUCAGAAUGAGAUCACCUACAGACUCUCAUGACCCCGCAGGGCUCCCAACCAGUGUCCAUGCCUCUGACCAGCAGUAUGGAGCUGGCUUGGGCAAAAGGGCUGACCAGGCUACAAUUCCCCGAGAGCACCCCCUCCAUGAGUGCCCAGAGGCUGCAGGGGCAGAUGACUGCUGGCAGGGGGUAAACGGUUCUGCGGAUGUCUCCAGGCCCACAUGCUGUUGCCACCCUGGGACUGCAAAUGGUGACAUCCCAACCUUUGACCCCACUGGACCGCUGACCACUGACCCCUCUGCAGCUGCAGAGAGUGACUCCCUCAAACCUCUCCCAGUUGAUGCCCUGGGACCUCCAGGCAAGGAUACCCCUGGGCCUCUAGACCACAAUGCCCUGGCUUGGGGUACUGGCCAGCCUGGUUCCAGGCCAACAUGGCCCAGUCCACGCCUUGAGGAGCUGGUUCAGGAGCUGGCGAGACUGGAUCCCUCUCUGAGUGACACUCUCACCUCCUAUCCCAGCCCAGAGCCACCCGUGGGCCUGCUGGAUGGGCUGAUUCCUUUAGCCGAGGUCUGGGCUGCAAUGAGGCCAGCCUUUGGGGAGGCUGGAAAGGAUACUGCUGGUACUUCUGAGCCAGGGUCUUGUCUAUUUAGCUCCACCCAGCUCCUGCCAACUUCUCAGGAGGAGACAAAACCUGAAAGCCUUACCACUCACCCUGUGCCUGACCAGCCAUGUGGCCAUGGUCUCCCUGAGCCAAAUAACAGCAUCCAAGCCAAGAAAGUGGAGCUGGCCGACCUCCUCCAAAAGAUGCUGCGGGACCUGCAGGCUGAGCAGGAGCAGCUGCAGAGGGCCGCCCAGGCUUGGGUCAGGCGCGGGGCUGCCCUGGAGGCCGCGGUAGGCCAGGCCUGUGCACCCCGCGAUCUAGAGCGGUUCAGCCGGUUCAUGGCCGAUCUGGAGCGCGUGCUUGGCCUCCUGCUGCUGCUGGGCAGUCGCCUGACCCGUGUGCGCCGCGCGCUGGCCCGGGUGGGUGCAGACAGCGACCCUGAGGAGCAGGCCUCUCUGCUGCAGCGACUCGGGCUCCUGCAGCGACAGCAGGAGGAUGCCAAGGAGCUGAAGGAGCACGUGGCGCGGCGCGAGCGGGCCCUGCGCGAGGUGCUGGUGCAGGCGCUGCCUGCCGAGGAGCUGCGCACCUACUGCUCCCUGCUGGCCGGGAAGGCCGCCGUCCUGGCGCAGCAGCGCAGCCUGGAUGAGCGUGUCCGGCUCCUUCAGGACCAACUGGACGCCAUCAGGAGCGACCUUGGCCAUCAUCCCCCACCUCCCAAGCCGGCCUGUCCCGCAGGGACCCGUCCUCCCAAUAAACCGCCCUUCCCCCCUCCCCUCAUCUAGUUACUGGGGUGGGGGGUGGGGAGCACCGACCCUGCCUCUCACCCACAUAACUGGGGGUGAUGCUAGUAUUCCGUGCUUUUCCCUGGAGGUGAGGAAGACCCAGCCGGGCCCUCCCAGGAUACUUCUUCCAAAUGUUCUCAUGUGGCCUUACCCAAGUCUUGUGGAUUACUUGGUAAUUUGUGGAUUUAAAACACUGCAGUAUUCCCCCUUUUUGUGAUGAGAGAGGGGCUCAUCAGGGUUGAUUGGAUGGAGAGGAGACAAGUCAGAGGACCACUUCAACUUAAGAUGCCAAACAGCCUCUUUUUUUCCUCUCAAUAAAAAUUGA